Messenger RNA from Halichondria panicea, 3835 nucleotides. RefSeq lists its product as uncharacterized. Bases 536 to 3676 code for a protein of 1046 amino acids. Lineage: Eukaryota; Metazoa; Porifera; Demospongiae; Suberitida; Halichondriidae. Gene Ontology annotation, molecular function: lipid carrier activity. The record is from RefSeq and is a predicted model, not a curated record. Gene Ontology annotation, biological process: lipid transport. The transcript has 11 exons.
UAAUUAUUGCAUUCCUAGAAUGGCUUUUGUUUAUAUUGACUACCUUAAUCAGAUAAUGUAGUUGCAAUUGGUACUCAACUCUGAGUGGGUGGGUAAGAUAAGGUCCUGUCAGAUGCUAGGUGACUUAAGUUUAGUAGUAGUAGGGGAUAAGGUCCUACUGUCAGUUGCUAGGCGACUCAAGUUUAGUGUAGGGGAAGCUUUGCAUAAGGUCCUACUGUCAGUUGCAAGCAAUUCGUAAUUGCAAUAGUGAAUGGUGUGGGUUGAUACUACAGUGCUAGUUAGACGUAAUAGCAAUAUCACUGUCCUUAGUCUCACACUCCUAUUGAAACUACAGUAUAUGGGGAAACCCUGAGGCAAAUUUGUGGGUGACCAUCAAACAGUAGUCACAAUCCCUUCCCCCUCUUUCCUUUUUGAAUGUGUACCAAGUCAUAAUCUCGGCCCAUCCUUGGAGCCCUCGGGUAUAAAACCGCUGAAGAUAACUUGGAGAAUUAACUGAAAAAUACGGACUCGCAGUGGAUAGACAGAAAUUUGGAGAAUGAAGAAAGAAGCAAGAUACGUUGCAGCUAUAGUCUUCAUCGCCUCGAUCUUUGUGGUAUGCAAGGCUCAGUAUCGACCGAUAGGCUCUUGUGAGUCCAGUCAGAGCUGUGUGUAUCGCUACUCCUCAACUCAGCGAAGCUUUGACGGUGAUGAGCUGCAAGUAGCCACCGUGUCAGCUGUUGUCGUCUCUCAAUGUGUAUCAGCCGGAGUGUAUGGAAGGCAGAAUGCCCUGCAUUACUGCAUUAAAGUCAGUGGAGUGAGAGUGGGGGGUGACGUGGUCAAGGAUGACAGUACUGAUGAAGUUAUUGAUCCGACUGAAGAAGACAUCCUAGACCUCGACCCAAAUGAUUCUGUUUUUCACGACCCCCCUAUCUCCCCAGAAGAUAAAAUGAUGGCUGGUGAAUUCUGCUUCACCCAAACAGACGAUGGGAAGAUUGUUGAGGUCAGCUACCCUGAUGGAGAGAGCAGCGAGGCUGUCAACUUUAAGAAAGGCAUUGUAGCUGCCUUCCAAACUAACUUCAAAGGAACAGCUGAACAAGAAGAGGAGGACACAACAUCUUUACACAAAUCAGCUUACAGGUAUGCUACAAGAGGUACAGAGAUCACAGCAUAUCGCACAGUGCAAAGCUCCAAUGUGCAUGUCUUAGCUGGGGGUACACCUACAGAAGAUGUCCAGAUUACUGCAAAUGAGCAGAUCAUCUAUGAUGGCAAAGUGCUCACUCGAUCUCAAGGAUCAACCUCUGUUGUGCUUACCGCAGGGUUGGGAGAUUUAGACUUGUCCAGGGUUGCAGCACCUGCUGCACGAAUCAAUCCAACUGGUGUGUUGGCAAAACUGCCCGAGUACGAGCAGGAGGUGCUUGGGAGGGCAAAACGACAGGUGUUCGGAAGAGGGCCCGUUGGACUGCCAUUGGAACAGCCAGCGACCUACGAUAGUAACACAGACAUCAACGAUAUGAAGGGAGAGGGAGAGUACACAUUAGUGAAGAUAUUCUGCAGAGCAGCAGUGGCUAGAACUACACGUGAAGCUUGGGAGGAUGAUGACGGACAGACGCUUGUGACUGACACUCUACGAGCUAACAUCAAUUACACUCUAACUGAUCUUCGACUCUUGGAGGCACUUCGACGCCAAAUUCCAUCUAUCUGGGAAGCCUUGGAAACAUUGCACAGUGACUCAGAACACAACAGUCUAGCCGAUCGUCUCCACCAGCUGGUUGAACUGGAGGGGGAGUACCAGCCACCACCAGGAGUCAAGCCUGCAAUCAGGGAGGUUAUCACCUUCUUGGAAAAGCUGCUGGGAUCAGACAAGAUAGAAGACAUGAAGAUGAGGAGCUUCAUUUACCCACUUCUUGCUACAGAGGGGCACCUUGACUCUCAAAUGGCUCUUCUCAAGUCAUACUAUGACUCUGUCGACCAAGAAGAAAAAAAUGGUAUCAUCACGCACAUUGCUUUCACCAGAAACCCUCGUCCCGAGUUUCUUGAGAUGGUGAGGAAUGCGAUUGACUCUUCUCCAACCAGUGUGGAUCCUCUAUUGCUGGCUUAUGGGGCCCUGGCGAGCGAUAAAGAGCAUGGAAUACAAACCUCCGUAGUUAAGGAUUUGAGCGAUCGACUGGAACGUCUGGAGGCUACCGUUGACUCCAGUAAGAAGAUACACCCCCUCAUUCAUAACAUACAUGCGUUGGGGAACACUGACAGUAAACUGACGAUACAGACGGUGUUGAAGUAUUUGAAGAGUAAGGAUCUUGAUAUACAACUGGCAUCCAUAAACGCUCUCAAGGCCCACUCAGUCGAUCAAAGGGUACAGGAACAAUUAAAAGAUGUCAUCCUCUCAGCUCAGUUCCAGGAUCAAGUUGAAGCUAUUGUGCAAAUGUUGAUCGAAGGACUGGAUAAAGUAAAGGACAAAGACUCACAUGAUACAUACGUCGAUGCUCUAGCGUCCAUUGGCUUCUUCGAGGACUCUAAACUGCAUUCAUUAGUGAUGGACUACCUUCAGAAACUCGGAACAAAGCGUGCAAUGGAAUACAAUAAUGUCCUUCAAAAUAUCGAGAGACCUGUUGAUGAAGAUGAGACAUACGACAUAAGAGAUGACGUCAAUGACGCUCGCGUGCGUAGAGGAUCUGACUGGGAUGCUUCUAGCUCUAUCUACAACCUCGUUGCUAGCUAUUCCUCAAGGAGAAAUGAUGUCAUCAAUCAUCCUAAACACAAAGCGUACAUCUGGGGGAAAAAGUUUGGUAUCAGUAAAGUGUAUGCACAAGUGGCGGCCGGUGGAUUUGCUGGUAUCAAGCCAAAUGGAAACGGGUAUAAAUUGUUUGCCAAAGUGAUUGCUAAGGGAUAUGCUUUUGGAAAGACUGCUACUGCUUUGAGAGCUGAGUUCUUACGUCAAAGAACAGGGAACAGCAUUUAUCAGAAGAUCUACGCUAAAGUUGUUGGCAAGACACUCAUUAAUGAAGCUGGCACCCUACCCUCCGGUUGCAACACCCUCACAAAGAAUCUGUACAGUACAACCAUCAAGAUAUUCCGAUUUAAGUACAGCAUUUUCAUCUAUGUUGGUACACUUGACUUCUAUAUUGGCAUGACUGCCAAGCUCGGACUAAAAGUGAAAGUGUCAGUGUGCGAGACGUCGGUGAAGGCAUGUGCCAGUCUCAUUCCUAGUCUCACUCUGAGGGCAGAGGGAGGAGCCAGUGCCACAAUACUUCUGGUGGUGAGAGGAGGAGUGGAGGUUGCAGCCAGCUUCACGUACGAGCUAGAGCCUGAGAUUUGCAUACACUACUGCCGAUAUGCCACCCAGAAGGUCAAAGCCUGUGUCAACGUAUACCACGGCUGGCCCAACAACUAUGCUGAGAUCUAUGCUUACUACCAGCUAAGAAAAAUCAAGAUCUUUCCACCCAAGUUUUACUGGGGUUCUAAGAAGCGAUGGAGCAAACUCUCAAAGCGUUGGAACCUCCCCAGUUUCAGUCGUCGCAAGAUCUGGAGCUCAUGUGACUCCACCCCCGUGUGUUCCAUACCCACCAUCAGACCCCCUCUAGUGUUCACCCUGAGGACCAUAAAGACUCCUACCAUUCGACCCCCCUUCAUUGGAUCCCCGGGCAUUCGACCUGGAUCCCCGGGCAUUCCCGGUAUUCGUAUCCCAUCGGCACCCUAAAGGAACCAGUCGUGCAUGCAAGACAUUCCUUAGAGACUAUCAACAUAAAUUAUACUCAGCUAUAAAUGACUAUUACCCAAUACCAAGUUUAUGUUACUCAAUAUAGUUGAUAUAAUGGUUCUCAUGCUGUUGCUCAUGAAUUAUUUGAAACUAACAUGA